Molecule: messenger RNA, 211 nt
Organism: Funneliformis caledonium
Lineage: Eukaryota; Fungi; Glomeromycota; Glomeromycetes; Glomerales; Glomeraceae
Source: the annotation of a GenBank genome assembly
AUGCAAGUUUUUACCGACCCAUACUUCGAAAACACAGCAUCAAAGGACUUUCAAUUCCUAGAUUACUAUCGUCACUGGCAGAAACAAGCUGAUUUUUACUUUUCAUUUUCAGAAGAGGCAGACAGGCUUUGGCGUUAUCUGAAGUCAUUGGCGGAUUUUGGCUUGGAUAACGUUAAAUCAGCUGCCAAGCGGAUGCAAAGCUUGCUUCAGA